Messenger RNA from Epinephelus lanceolatus (giant grouper), 4270 nucleotides. RefSeq names its product tweety family member 3a (gene ttyh3a). The record is from RefSeq and is a predicted model, not a curated record. Lineage: Eukaryota; Metazoa; Chordata; Actinopteri; Perciformes; Serranidae. Gene Ontology annotation, molecular function: intracellularly calcium-gated chloride channel activity; volume-sensitive chloride channel activity. Gene Ontology annotation, cellular component: plasma membrane.
GCGGGCCGGGCCGGGUAGACUGCCAGCUGGGUGAAUGUCGUGAACAGUCGCCGCGUUGGCCCCAGUCUCCCCGCACUCCGCUAAUAACUGGAUGGAUGAUUUAUCCGGAGGAGCUUCUCUGAGCUGUUUCGGUGGAAUAAGACUGCAAAAGAGGAACCGAGGGAUUAACCAACUAAACAAAACAGGAUGUAACUAACCGCAGAGCAGAAUGUCAAGUGGAACAAAAGAGACUUCUUGUUGUUAUUCGCCUCCGUGCUCGAGUCUCAUCGGACUGAACUAACCAGCAGCUAAACCGGCUAACGUUAGCUGAGUUAACGCUAGCUAUAUUACGGUUUCAAGCAUCCUUGCUUGCCUGUUUGGUGAGUGGAUCUCAUUGACAUUUCCUCGCCAUGGCAGCAGUGGUUAGCUACUCUCCACCAUGGUGGGUGAACCUUCUACACAGACUUCCCCAUUUCAACUUCAUGUUCGAGCAGACAAGCAGUGACUUCCGGCCAGAGGACUGGACAUAUCAACAGUCUAUCCUGUUACUGGGAGGUGUGGCGCUCGCUUGUCUGGCCCUGGACCUUCUGUUCCUGCUCAUCUAUUCCAUUUGUCUGUGCUGCCGGCGGAGCAAAAAUGAGGAACAGCCCAACGCUGACUGCUGCUGCACAGCCUGGUGUGUCAUCAUUGCAACACUCGUCUGCAGUGCUGGCAUUGCUGUCGGUUUCUAUGGGAACGGCGAGACUUGUGAUGGAGUGAACCGGCUGACGUAUUCCCUGCGCCAUGCUAACCGCACAAUCACUGGAGUGGAGAAGCUGGUAUAUAACUGUACAUCCUCAUUGAACCAGACGGUAGACAACAAUCUGCAACAGCUUGAGGCCCAGUAUGCACAGCACGCGGACUACCUGUCCAUCAUCCAAAAGCUGCAGGGCCAGCUGGACGAGCUGGUCAGGCAGAUGGUGGAGAUCCCCUUCUGGGACAACACCAACAUCUCCCUGGAAGAGCUGGCCGUCAAGAUUGAGCUGUAUGACUGGUACAGGUGGCUGGGCUACAUAGGCCUGCUACUGUUCGACGUCCUCAUCUGCCUCCUGGUGCUGUUUGGCCUCAUUCGCAACUCCAAGGGAACGCUUAUUGGGGUGUGCUUGUUUGGAGUGGUGGCUCUGGUAAUCAGCUGGGUCUCCCUGGGGCUGGAGUUGGCUGUCUCUGCGACCUCCAGUGACUUCUGUGUUGCUCCUGACACGUAUGUCACCAAAGUGGCAGACCAGUAUGGAGUCAUCAGUCAAGAUAUCCUGCAGCACUACCUUAGUUGCAAUUUGGAACAAACAAACCCCUUCCAGCAGAAGCUCUCGGGGAGCCACAAAGCAUUAGUGGAGAUGCAGGAUGACGUGUCUGAGCUGCUGCGCUCUGCCACCAGAGAGUACAAACAAACUCAGGGAAGUUUAGAAAAGAUCCAGGAAAUACUGAACACCACAGAGAUCAGUCUACAUCAGCUCACUGCCCUGGUGGACUGUCGCAGCCUGCACAUGGACUUUGUUCAGGCCAUGACAGGACUGUGUUAUGACGGACUGGAAGGCGUCAUCUACCUCGUGCUCUUCUCCUUCAUCACUGCUCUCAUGUUCAGCUCCAUUGUUUGCAGUGUGCCUCACACCUGGCACAGCAAGAGGAAUGAGGAGGACAGUGAGGAUGAGUCUCUGAGCCACGGAGGACGGCAAAACCAUGAUAACCUGUACCGGGUCCAUAUGCCCAGCCUGUACAGCUGUGGAAGCAGCUAUGGCAGUGAGACCUCCAUCCCCGCCGCAGCCCACACCGUCAGUAACGCACCUGUCACAGAGUACAUGGCUCAGAAUGCCAACUUUCCAAACUCCCGCUGCGAAAACACGCCUCUGAUAGGACGAGAGUCUCCUCCGCCCUCGUUGUAUUUGACUGCCGCGGACAGUAACAGCGGUCACAUCUGGCAGUUAAAGCCUUCGGAGAGUUCAAGAUCGUUUUGGUAACCUCAUCUGCUAUGCUAACAGUAUACCUCCAGCAUGCGGGCAAAGUACCUGGCCAAUAGCCGACCAGAUCCCAACAACCCUCCUCCAGCGCACUAGACAACACUGGACUCAUCCUGUCUGCAGCGCUGACAUCUCUGAAGUCUCUCAUCCAGUCAGUCAGUUAUUAUUUGUCAUAUAGCCACUCCUCCUUCUGCUUUCCUCCUCUGUCUCAGUUGACUUAAAAUGGAAAACCAAAUGUGCUUUUCGCCGGUUGGUUGAAGCAAAACUUGAGGAGUCCUGCAGAUCAGAGUGCACAUACGCUUUUUCUCCAACUUCCACAACCCUUGGCUGAUGUUUAUUAUUGCAAAAAGCAUCAUCGCUGCUGGGAAUUCAUCUCCACCUGGACUGACUUUUACACUCCUUCUUUACACAUGAAUGCACCACCAUGUACGGUAUCACAUCUUACAAGACAUUGCAGUGUUGAGGACUCUGGAAGUGCUCCUAGACUAACACUGAUUACUACUGUUUGUUGUUUUUGUUUUGUUAAGUACUGUACUGCACUCUCAUCGCCGUGGGAGACUUAAGAGAACUGCCUUACUCGUAAAUUUGGGAGGAAUCAACUGCUUUCUUUCCACCUUAAUUGUGGACAUUGUUUCUCACAUAACACACAGCGUAGAUGAAUCUGUCGUAGGGUAGAUUAAUUUCACAGUGCGACAUCUCAUUUUUCUGCUUGUGAAAUUUUAAAUGCAACAAUAUGUGUGUUAUUCUCCAGUUUAAGUAGCCAUACUGUCUAUCGCACAUGCACAUUGGCUUGUUUUUGCAUUUUGUGUUAAAUCAAAUGUCUGGGACCAGUUUUCCUGCCGUAUGGCACGUCUUACAGGUCUGAUUUUUAUUCCCCCCCAUUGGACACUGUUAUUUCCUGUGGCAUUUUGUUUUUAAAAUACAUUGGUGAGCCACUAUUUUGCAGCAAAGACUAUAAACUUGUGAAGCUGUGAACUUGAUGCUCUCAGAGGAUUCGAUGAGGACAAAGAUGAGCUGCGUGAUGAAAAAGCAGCUGUUUGAUGAGAAAAAAAAAAGAAUGCAACCGUAAAAAGUGUGACAGAUGAGACGUUUUUAUACUACUGGAAGCAGAAACUUUUUGUUUUUUACAGCCCUUUGAAGAGGAUGGUGAAGCAGAGGGGGACAGAGUUGUGCGUGAUGUCUUCUGCAACAUUACUCCAGACUUACUACGAUAAAUUGCGGCUUCAUCAGACUGCUUGUUAUUCUCUCCGUGUUCCUGUUAAGUUGUAAAGCCUCAUCACCCUUAACAGGACUGGGGAUUGUCCACAUACACCCUUGACUCUAUGUGGCAAUGAUCUACAGCGGUUUGGAGUCCAAAAUUCCUCUCGCAAGAAUCUUAAAGCAAGUUUAUGUGACAGUAUGCAUAUGGCAGGUUUCAGUUUCAGAGAGAAACUUUAUGCAUUGGCAAUGCAGUGUCUCACAAAUGUGUUUUAGCAUUUAUAACAACAGUAGAUCUGAGUGAGUGGAUGCUGUGAAGGGACUGUGAUAACUCUGCUCUCUCUAUAAUCUGGAUAUUGUCAAAGAAAACCUGCUGACUGCCUGUUGAAGCGUGACGAUCCUUCAAAUGCGGAGUGAGAUGUUUGUACUUGCUUCUCCUAGAUGUGCAUUGUGACCAGUACAAGAGGUGAUUUUGUUUUGGUUUUUUUUUUGAGACUGUGCCAACAAGUGAAGCACAACUCUUUUACUAUCUGAAUAUCUUUUUAAAUGUCUUUACUCGAGGCCACUUUGUAAAGUUGACCGCUCCUGGCUGCCUCUGCGCAAUCAGACGAGAAAAUGAGCCUGACUUUAUUUCAAAUCAUUUACACUUUGUAAAACAUUAUUACACUGAUGCAGUCUUUCUGUUUUUGGGUAGUAGUCAUAUUCUCUUUGUUGUUUGUAACGCGAGGCAGUUGUACAGAUUAUAAACAUUAGCAAAAUGAAGAAAAAAAAGUGGCUGAAAUUGACAUUUCAUUUUUUUUAUCUCUUAAAAAGCUUAUUCCACAUUUUAAACAUUUUUUCUAUUUGAUUUGCUUUUGGUUUUUUAUUUUUUAUUUUAGGAUCGUUAGCAAGCACGAUGUGUUGCUUCAUUAAUGUGAAUACGGUAAAUAGAUUUUAAUUUUCUUUGAGUUUUUUCUGGAAAAAGAAUCACUGUAGAUGUCAUCAUUUUUAUUUUAUACAUCAUUUUUUUGCAAUCUCUAAAAUGUGUACAUGUUAAACCUGUGGUUAUAUUGAGCUUGAAUGCUGUGUUUUAAAAUUAAACAAACCUUAACUGUAGUGCA